Molecule: messenger RNA, 2083 nt
Organism: Psylliodes chrysocephalus
Lineage: Eukaryota; Metazoa; Arthropoda; Insecta; Coleoptera; Chrysomelidae
Source: the annotation of a GenBank genome assembly
AUGACAUGACAUAAAUAUAUAAGAGGAACCAGUUGUUUAAAUGUAAAAUAAUAGCUGAUAUCGUUUAUUUGUUGUAGUAAUAAUGAAUGUGGACCAAGAAGAACGUUUAGAUCUUAGUGGUGUUUUUAAAAAUGAAGCGGAUCUUAUUUCUGAACGAAGAAAACGACAAACACAGAAUAACGAAGAUGACGAUAAUUUUGAUGAGUUUGAAACCAAAACACCGGGAGCAGGACACAAUGUUGAAAUUAAACAAGAAAUUAUCGAAUGCGAAGAACCUAAAAUUGAACAACGUUCGGAUUUGCUGUCAAAAAUUAACACUGAUUUGACGCCAAGAAAAAAAGUGCGUUUUUGUGCUACAGCUAUUAAAAAAGAACUCUGGAAUACUAGUGAAGUUAAAGCUGCAGAUAUCAGAGAAAUGAAGAAAGACACUAAUGAAUAUUUUCAGACUAAAGUUGAACUUUUGCAUACGCAUUGUGAUCUACCGACUUUGAAAAAUGAAAAUACUGAAUAUCCAGAUUGUUUGACAAAGUCGUGCGACAGGAAACAGGAUAAAAGCAUAUCGUUAUCGAAUACGUUAAAAAAUAACCCAAAUGUUAUAAAAAGGAAAGGGAAGCAGUACCGCUGUCAAAAAAAUUCCCACGGAAAGUAUUUGAAAAAAAAUGCCGUGCAGAAACAUUUAAUAACCCACACUAAUGAAAAAACAUACAAGUGUGACAUUUGUUCCAAGGAAUUUACACAAAAACCUAAUUUACAGGUACAUUUAAAAAGAAACCACACUAACGAUAAUAAACCAUUCCAGUGUAAUAUUUGUUCCAAGAAAUGUACUCACAAAUGGAACUUAAAGACACAUUUAAAAAUCCACACCAAUGAAAAGCCAUUCCAGUGCAGCAUUUGUUCCAAGAACUUUACUCAAAAACAUCACUUACAGUCACAUUUAAGAACCCACGCUAAUGAAAAAUCAUUCAAGUGUGACAUUUGCUCCAAGGAAUUUAAUCAUAAAUGUAGCUUACAGCUACAUUUAAGAAUCCAUAAUAAUGAAAAACCAUUUCAGUGUAAUAUUUGUUCCAAGGAAUUUACUCAGAAACAACACUUACAGAAACAUUUAAGAACCCAUACUAACGAAAAACCAUUCCAGUGUAGCAUUUGUUCCAAGAAAUUUACUCAGAAACAUCACUUACAGUCACAUUUAAAAACCCACGCUAAUGAAAAAUCAUUCAAAUGUGACAUUUGCUCCAAAGAAGUAAAUCAUAGAUCUGGAUUACAGAGCCAUUUAAGAACCCACAGUAAUGAGAAAUCAUUCCAGUGUAACAUUUGUUCCAAGAAAUUUAAUAAUAAACCUACCUUACAGAGCCAUUUAAGAAUCCACAGUAAUGAGAAACCAUUCCGGUGUAACAUUUGUUCCAAAAAAUUUCUUCGGAAAUUCAGCUGGCAGAUACAUUUAAAAAAUCACACUAAUGAAAAACAAUUUCAGUGUAACACUUGUUUCAAGGAAUUUAGUCUUAAAUCUAGCUUACAAAUACAUUUAAGAAUCCACAGUAAUAAAAAACCAUUUCAGUGUAAUAUUUGUUCCAAGGAAUUUACCCAAAAAUACCACUUACAGAGCCAUUUAAGAACCCACACUAAUGAGAAACCAUUUCAGUGUCACAUUUGUUCCAAGAAAUUUCGUCGAAAAGUUAGCAUGCAGAUACAUUUAAGAAAUCACACUAAUGGAAAACAAUUUCAAUGUAACAUUUGUUCCAAGAAAUUUAAUUUUAAAUCUAGCUUACAGAUGCAUUUAAAAAUCCACAGUAAUGAAAAACCUUUCCAGUGUAACAUUUGUUCCAAGAAAUUUACUCAGAAACAGCAAUUACAGACGCAUUUAAAAAUCCACACUAAUGAAAAAUCAUGCAAGUGUGGCAUUUGUUCCAAGGAAUUUAAUCGUAAAUCCAGCUUACAGAAACAUUUAAAAACCCACGCUAAUGAGAUACCAUUCCAGUGUAAUAUUUGUUCCAAAAAAUUUACCCAUAAAUGUAGCUUGCAGAUACAUUUAAAAACCCAUACUAUUGAAAAAUAGGGGUGGGCAAAAUAAUCAAUUAAUAGAUUC